Penicillium cosmopolitanum is the source of this 1764-nucleotide messenger RNA. RefSeq names its product putative autophagy protein Atg22 (gene atg22-1). The coding region runs from base 1 to 1764 and encodes 587 amino acids. The transcript has 3 exons. The record is from RefSeq and is a predicted model, not a curated record. Gene Ontology annotation, biological process: amino acid transmembrane export from vacuole. Lineage: Eukaryota; Fungi; Ascomycota; Eurotiomycetes; Eurotiales; Aspergillaceae.
AUGGAUCCUGACGAAGAGGUCGAGGGGCCACAUCCUCGCUUUUUAGACGAUGACCCCAGACCGACCAGCAAAAAGGAGCUCGCGGGCUGGUAUUGCUACGGCUGGGCUGCCGAGGUGUUCACCGUCUGUGCUAUGGGGUCAUUCCUCCCGAUCACACUGGAACAACUAGCACGAGAUCAAGGUGUUCUUUUAUCAGAUAAAACAACUCCGUGUAGCCUCACUUGGAACCCUGCCAAACAUCCACUCCAAGGUGACGAUUACAGCGCGCAAUCCCCAGCAACCGGCCAAUGUAUCGUCUAUAUCCUAGGUGCCGAGGUCAACACUGCCAGUUUUGCCUUGUAUACAUUCUCUCUGAGUGUCUUGGUUCAGGCCAUUCUCAUUAUUUCGAUGUCUGGGGCCGCUGACCACGGAAGUUAUCGCAAAAAGUUGCUGGUCACUUUUGCCUUUGUCGGCUCAACAGCCACCAUGUUGUUUCUUGCUGUGAUUCCCCGGGUUUAUCUUCUCGGUGGUUUCCUUGCCAUCGUUGCGAAUACAUGCUUCGGUGCAUCCUUUACAUUGUUGAAUUCCUUUUUACCAGUCCUUGUGCGCUAUCACCCAACGAUGCUCGAAAAGGAAGAGCUUGGGAACGGCACGACGAGACCCUUCUCCGCCAACGAAAAUGGCAAUAACGAGGAUUAUUUCGAUUCAUCGACGCCCUUAUUGCGAUCCACUUCUGGAGAUGGGAGAAAGGCAGAGGCAGUGACCUCCUUGGAGCUCAAUCUAUCCACCAAGAUUUCAUCCAAUGGAAUUGGAAUAGGCUAUAUUGGGGCAGUAAUUCUGCAAAUGAUCCUAAUUUUUGUCGUGGCAAUGACCAACCAAACGACAUUAUCACUGCGUCUUGUGAUGUUUCUCAUCGGCUUGUGGUGGUUUGUAUUCACCAUCCCAGCAAUGACCUGGCUGCGUCCCCGACCGGGUCCACCUCUGUUAGGAACGGAUGGGAAACCCCUCGAUUCUUCGGUUGCGUACAUCGUGUAUGCUUGGAAGUCUCUCGGAAAAACCGCAAUGCGCGCACGUCGUCUGAAAGACAUUCUCCUUUUCCUUGCCGCCUGGUUCCUCCUCAGUGAUGGGAUCGCCACCGUCAGCGGGACAGCCGUGCUAUUUGCCAAAACCCAGCUGGACAUGAAACCGGCAGCUCUGGGGCUGAUCAAUGUGAUCGUCAUGAUUGCCGGGGUCUUUGGAGCUUUUUCAUGGAGCUACGUAUCGAACUUUCUCGGAUUGCGCGCGUCACAGACUAUUAUUGCCUGCAUCAUCCUCUUUGAACUUAUUCCAAUCUACGGAAUCCUCGGAUUCGUUCCGUCCGUGCAGCGACUCGGUAUUGGCCUCCAGCAACCUUGGGAAAUGUACCCGUUGGGGGCCGUCUAUGGACUUGUCAUGGGAGGCCUAUCCUCAUACUGUCGGAGUUUCUUUGCCGAGCUCAUUCCCCUGGAUAUGAGGCUGCAUUCUAUGCACUGUAUGCAAUUACCGACAAGGGCUCUAGCGUCUUCGGACCUGCCAUCGUGGGCAUCAUUGCCGAUCGAUAUGGGGGAGAUUCGUCCGGCCUUUGUGUUCUUGGCCGUUCUCAUUAUCCUACCAUUACCCCUGAUGUUGCUCGUGGAUGUGGACCGUGGUAAACGAGAUGCGCUUGAGCUUGGAGCCGAAUUAGAUCGGAUCUCAGAAACCACGGCCACGGGUUAUGGGACUAUGUCGGUCAGGGUGGAAGAUGAGGAUGUGGCUCGGACCAUGUAG